AUGCACCUCACCACCCUCAUCUACACCCUGACCAUGCUUGCCAUGACCACCAGCGCCAUUCCUCUGAGUCCCACCAGCCCCAGAAUCGCUGCAGUCGAAGCAUCCAAGACCGGCCCUUCUCCGCUGGCAUCUCCAGCCGUCGCCUCAUCCGCAGCCAAAGCCUCGGCAACCCCCGUCGGAGCUUACCAGUGCCCUCCGAACAAGUAUAAGCGGUGCUGCAUGUCUGUUCAGGAGGGCUCGCGCGAGCUACUUGACAAGGUUGGCGAGCUUGUGCCGACGUUGGGUGGAAUCGCCGUGAGCUCGCAGAUCUCUUUCUCAUGUAAAGCCAUGGCGGAUGAUGUCUCUCCUGACACGUGCAAUGCGAAGGGAUACCUUCCUAUGUGCUGCGACUCGAGCACCUCGGGCAAUGGAAUCUCUCCUGGAUGCAAGCCUUUCGAGGAGGUCAAGGAACAGUACUACUCUUCGUUUGGUGCGGAGCGUCCACAGACACAGGCGGAAUUGAUUAAUGAUGUCCUUUCUUGA
Messenger RNA from Penicillium diatomitis, 522 nucleotides. RefSeq names its product hydrophobin family protein. Lineage: Eukaryota; Fungi; Ascomycota; Eurotiomycetes; Eurotiales; Aspergillaceae. The transcript has 3 exons. The coding region runs from base 1 to 522 and encodes 173 amino acids. The record is from RefSeq and is a predicted model, not a curated record.